AUGCACGAUAAUCUUCAAAAAAGAUCAACCUCUAAUAAUAAUCAACAAACAACAUCUGUUGAAAGUGGAAUACCAAGUGUAGGAUCUAUUGUUUGGACUGCUGGACGUACACGUGCCCAACAAGCAAUAAAUCUUUAUGCAAAUAUUGAUUAUCUUCGUCCAUAUUUUGAUGUUGAACCAAAAGAAAUUUUACAUCGAUUACUUCAUGUUUUAAUACCUCGAUGGCCAUCACCAGAUGAAAAUAUUAAACCAGAAUUAUAUGGACCAACAAUGAUUGUUUUUACUUUAGCAGCCAUUUUAAUUUAUCAGAUGAAAUUAGCAAGUCAUUCUGUACAAGAUGGUACAUUAAUUGGAUCAAGUUUUCUUAUUUGUUUUGGUUAUUGGAUUGGUUCAAGUUUUGCAAUUUCGUCUGUUUCAUUUGUUUGUAAUACACAUCUUAGUCUAAUGCAAAUUCUUAAUAUAAAUGGUUAUGCUUUAUUCAGUCAUUGUAUCGUUCUUUGUCUUGCUACAUUUAUUCAUACGGGUCAUGAUCAUUUAUUAUUUUAUGGUCUUUGGUGUAUUGUUGGUGGCAUAGCUGCAAUGAGAAUGAUGUUUGUUAUUAUGGCACGAACAAUUAAUCCACGUUAUCGUAUACUUCUUGGACUUUUUGUUAGUGCAAUUCAUAUGCUUUUUUUACUUUAUCUUCAUUUUGCUUAUCAUGAAUUAGCUGAAAUUGUAUCUCAUGCAUUAAAUAAUGAAGCAACUGUACAAGUUGAUUUACCUGUCAAACCUGUUAUACCCAUUGCUUCUCAAGUAGUUGGGGUAGUAUCACAAUCAAACGAUCGAUUAAUGGCACGAAAUAGUUAA
Messenger RNA from Rotaria sp. Silwood2, 846 nucleotides. The record is from the annotation of a GenBank genome assembly. Lineage: Eukaryota; Metazoa; Rotifera; Eurotatoria; Philodinida; Philodinidae.